Messenger RNA from Oenanthe melanoleuca, 6950 nucleotides. RefSeq names its product LIM domain kinase 1 (gene LIMK1). Gene Ontology annotation, biological process: positive regulation of stress fiber assembly; protein phosphorylation; actin cytoskeleton organization. The transcript has 17 exons. NCBI's taxonomy places the organism in Eukaryota, Metazoa, Chordata, Aves, Passeriformes, Muscicapidae. The record is from RefSeq and is a predicted model, not a curated record. Gene Ontology annotation, cellular component: nucleus; neuron projection; cytoplasm. Gene Ontology annotation, molecular function: protein serine/threonine kinase activity; ATP binding; protein binding. Bases 135 to 2186 code for a protein of 683 amino acids.
CCGGAGCCGGAGCCGGAGCCGGAGCCGCAGCGGCAGCGGCAGGGCCGGGGGGGCCCGACCGGGGCUGCGCCCGCGCGGUUCCGCCAGCGCCUCCGCCUCAGGCCCGGCCCGGCCCGGCCGGCCAGCGCGCCUGCAUGAGGUUGAUGCUGCUGUGCUGCACCUGCAGGGACGAGCCUAUGGGAGAGGACAAAGGGAGCCAGCUGCCGGUGUGUGCGAGCUGCGGGCAGGGCAUCUUCGAUGGGCAGUACCUGCAGGCGCUGAAGGCUGACUGGCAUGCCGACUGCUUCAGGUUCCCCUGGGGCCGGGGGUGCCCAGGGCUGUCCCCGGGCUGUGUCCCUGUCCGGUGGAUGAGGAUGCUGGCGGCGGUGCUGAGGAAGAGCCGCAUCCUGAGCGCCGGAGCCAAGUGCUGUGACUGUGGGGCCUCCCUGUCCCACCAGUACUACGAGAAGGAUGGGCGCCUGUACUGCAAGAAGGAUUACUGGGCACGCUUCGGGGAGCUGUGCCACGGCUGCUCCGAGCAGAUCACCAAGGGGCUGGUCAUGGUGGCCGGGGAGCAGAAGUACCACCCCGAGUGCUUCAGCUGCCUCAACUGCCGCGCCUUCAUCGGGGAUGGGGACACCUACGCGCUGGUGGAGCGCUCCAAGCUCUACUGCGGCCACUGCUACUACCAGAUGGUGGUGACCCCGGUGAUCGAGCAGAUCCUGCCGGACUCGCCGGCCUCCCGCAUCCCUCACACCGUCACCCUCGUGUCCAUCCCCGCCUGCUCCGACGGCAAGCGCGGCUUCUCCGUGUCCAUCGACCAGGGCUGCGGCAGCGAGCACCCCCGCACCGUGCGCGUCCGAGAGGUGGACCCAGACUGCAUCAGCCCUGACAUGAAGAACUCCAUCCACGUUGGUGACCGCAUCCUGGAGAUCAACGGGACCCCCAUUGGCCACGUCCCCCUGGACGAGAUCGACCUGCUGAUCCAGGAGACGAGCCGCCUGCUGCAGCUGACCAUCGAGCAUGACCCCCAUGAGCCGCUGGGCCGGGAGGCAGGGCUGGCGGGCAGCCCCCUGCCCGCCCUGUGCAGCCCGCUGUGCUCGCCAGCCCCCGCGCCCUGCGGGGACCCCACUGCCGUGCGCCAGCGCGCUGUCACGAGGAGCUGCAGCACGGACAAGUCCCCGGGCUCGGGCUCCGCGGGCUCUCCCGCGUCCCAGCGCAAGGACAUCGGGCGCUCCGAGUCCCUGCGCGUCGUGUCCCGCGCUCACCGCAUCUUCCGCCCCUCUGACCUCAUCCACGGCGAGGUGCUGGGCAAGGGCUGCUUUGGCCAGGCCAUCAAGGUGACACAUCGGGAAACUGGCGAGGUGAUGGUCAUGAAGGAGCUGAUCCGCUUUGACGAGGAGACACAGAGGACCUUCCUAAAAGAGGUGAAGGUGAUGCGCUGCCUGGAGCACCCCAACGUGCUCAAGUUCAUCGGGGUGCUCUACAAGGAGAAGAGGCUCAACUUCAUCACAGAGUACAUCAAAGGGGGCACCUUAAGGAGCCUCAUCAAGAGCAUGGAUAGCCACUACCCCUGGAGCCAGCGGGUCAGCUUCGCCAAGGACAUCGCCGCUGGCAUGGCCUACCUCCACUCCAUGAACAUCAUCCACCGUGACCUCAACUCUCACAACUGCCUCGUGCGGGAGAACAAGAGCGUGGUGGUGGCUGACUUUGGGCUGGCACGGCUGAUGGUGGACGAGAAGAACCAGCCCGAGCAUCUCAAGAACCUGAAGAAACCAGACCGCAAGAAACGCUACACGGUGGUGGGGAACCCCUACUGGAUGGCCCCCGAGAUGAUCAAUGGGAGGAGCUAUGAUGAGAAGGUGGACAUCUUCUCCUUCGGCAUCGUCCUCUGCGAGAUCAUCGGCCGGGUGAGCGCUGACCCCGAUUACCUGCCCCGCACCACCGACUUCGGCCUCAACGUCCGGGGCUUCCUGGAGCGCUACUGCCCCCCCGCCUGCCCCCCCAGCUUCUUCCCCAUAGCUGUCUGCUGCUGUGACCUGGACCCCGAGAAGCGGCCGUCCUUCGCCAAGCUGGAGCAGUGGCUGGAGACGCUGCGCAUGCACCUGGAGAUCCACCUGCCGCUGAGCUCGCAGCUGGAGCAGCUGGACCGAGCCUUCGGGGAGACGCACCGGCGGGAGGGGGGGCUGCCUGCGGCCCCGCGGUAGAGCCCCCGCGCCCCUCUCUCUGCAGCCACGGGAGGCGGAGCUGCGCCCGCCGCCAGCCGCUCCUGGGGCUGCCCCACCCGGGGCUGGAUCCCGGGCCUCUGGACGCGCCCCCACCCCGCUGCCCACCCCGGGGAGCCGGCUCUCCCCGGGGCCGCAUGGCCCUGGGCACCCCCACGCCGUAGCUCUGACCGCCAGGACCAGCCCGGCCGGCCGCACCGCGGGGACCGUCCCACGGCCCCGUGUCCCCCCCGGCUCACCUCCCCUUUGCACAGCGGGGCUGCCCCGCCCGAGCCCCGGGCUCCCCGGACAGAGCCGCGGCCUCGCGGCGGUGCCUUGGCUUUCCGUGAACUUGCACUGCGACAGGAGGGUCCCCGCGGCCCCCGGAGCGCCCUCGUAGCAUCGCCCCCGCCCUCGGCCGGCCCCCGAGGCUGCUCCCGCCGGCACCCCGGGCUCGGGGGGCUGCCGGCACCCCCGGCCGAGUGCGGGGUCGUGGGCACGCCCCGUGGCGUGGGGACAGGCCCGUGGCGGUCCCUGCCGCCCCCUGCCCCGGGACAGCGCCGGCUGCUCCGGAGGGACGGGGGCUGCAGCUCAUCUCGGUCCCCCGCCCCGGGGGCCCCGGGGGGUUGUGCCACGCGGUGCUUUUCAUGCUCUUUAUUCAGGUUCAUUUUUCUGUAAGAUAUUUAAAGAGAAGAGUUUGUAUUAUUUUUUCAUACAACGUAGCGUUUGCCAUUUGUCACUGCCUCGGUUCUGCUUUCCCGAAGGGAUCAAACUGUGAAGCCUCUCCGUGCACUUUUGCCCGGGAAGUCCAAGGCAAUGUCCUCUGCGGAGGCGGGAAGGGAGCUCAAACUGUGAUGUACCCCGAGCCGUGAGUCAAUAAAUCCUUCCUCACUCGCUGCCCGGCCUGUUGGCAAUCGCUCGCCUCCCCUGGGGGGGCUGGGAGCUCCUGGGGAGACUGAGGCACGAGGGGACAGCCCCUCUGCCCAGGGUGGGGCUGUGGCACCAGCUGUGGUGGCACCCCCAGCUCGCUCACCUCCAUGGGGACAAUGCUGUUGUCCCUCUUGGUGCUGUCCCCACCCCACUGUGGGUACCCCCAGCCCUGAGACUGGUGCUAUCCCUGCCUAUGGCACCAGGGCCCCAAGCACUGUGUCCCCUCACUGGCCCGGUGGCCAUGCCACUGUCACACCAGGGUGGUGACAGAGGUGACCAUCGAUGCCAUGGAGCUGAUUUGCAUUUUGUGUCAAACCAGCCCCAGGGAAGAAUGAAGUGGCUCAUGCUGGGGUAGCCCAUGGCCCUCCCAUGCUGUCCCUCUGUCCUCAACACCUUCCUGGACCAAACUAAGGUCCCCAAGCUCUGUCAUUGGGGGAUGCUGAGCUUUGGAAGCUGGAGAAGACCUGGAACCCAAGGAGCUGAGAGGGGAGUGACAGGGAAGGGAUGGGACUGGGGCGAUGUCCCCAAGGAUGUCCCCAGUGAUGCUGCUGCUGUGGAAGGAGCCUGAAGGGGCCCAGGAUCUAGGCUGGAACCCCCAUCAGGGAAACUUCAUGAUUUAUUGCUCUGGAGGGAGUGGCGGAUGUAGUGACAGUGGCUCUGUCCCCCCUCCUGGGGGGACAGUCAGGACAGGCUCCUGACUGCCUGUUCCCCAGUACCCCAGUAGGGACAGGGACCAGCACCUGCCUGGUGUCACAGGCUGUCACACCACCCUUGGUGACACCACACUGCCCCUGCUGACACCCCACUGUGCUGAUUCUUCGCUCUAGGAGCAGGACACUGUCACUCCCUGGGAACACUGGGAUGAGGGACCCAGUGUGCCCUUCACACCUGGGAAACACCACAGUCCCCAGUCCCCUGCUGCCAGAGGACAGCAGCACCCCAGGAGUCCCCCAGCCCUGCAGUAGGAGCCCCCAAACCCAUGGGACCUCCCCAGCCCCUCACCCAGCUGGGUGCAGCUGUGGCUGUGGUAUGCCUGGUGGUGCCAGGGACACCACACCCACUGGGACACUUGCUGGUGGCCCUUGGGGCAGGAGCCAGCAGCUGGCCACAAUGCCAAGUGGCCACCCAGUCACCCCCGUGACCAGCAGCUCAUCCCAGACCAAGUCAGCAGCUGGGACACCCCCUCACCAGGCAGGGAGGUGGCUCUGGCACAGCUGCAGUGGCCCCAAGCUGUCACUGUCAUGUGAAAGUCCCCUUCAGAGAUGUGCAGCACUGUGCCCAAAUCCAGCCCCAGUCCAGCCUGACCCAGUGCCUGACCCUCUUCAUCCCAUCACCGGCACCUGGCUGUCCCCUCCAGCCCAGGAGGGACAAGGCCACCCAGACCAUGUCACAGGCCACUAAGAGCUGCCACUGCAUCCACUGUCUCUGCCCAGGCCCUGCUCUGUGCUCCCCCAAGGAUGUCUCUGGUAGAGUCCUGCCCAUGCCUGUCCCCAGUCUGGAAUGGUGGUACUUGGGAAGCCAGGUGUCCCCACCAAGGGGGUGGCCAAAGGCACCAGUGGCUCUGGUAGGGACACACUGAGAGCUCCAGCAUGAACCAUCAGCUGUGGGUUUGUCGCCUUCCUCAUGGGGAAGUUUGGGGCUCCAGGGGAGAGGAGGAAGGGCAGGUUCUCCCAGAAUCCUGCCAAGGUGGGCACUGGUGCUGUGGGGACCCUGCUGAGGGACAUCUUGUGACAGGGGUAACAGGCAGAGGGCCCUCAUGAGGCUUGAGAUAUGCAAGGAGAAGAGGUGAUGGGGAUCAGUCAGGACACCCAGCUCCAUAGGGGUGUGUGGAGCUGGAGGAGGGUCACUGGGAUCCCACCAAGGCACCCAGCUCCAUAGGGGUGUGUGGAGCUGGAGGAGGGUCACUGGGAUCCCACCAGGGUGCCCAGCUCUGUAGAGGGGUCACUGGGGUCCAGCUGGGGUGUGCAGCUCCAUGGGGACUUGGGAUCUGGUCACCAUCCCUGGCCACAGCAAGACCCCCACAUGAGGAUUUUCCAGUGGUGAGCAGGCAAAGGCUCUGGGAUCCUCUGGAGCCCUUUCCAGCUCAGCCAGAGGCUGGAUUAGAGACAUCCUGGAAUCAUUUCUGUCCUGCACCCCUCUGAUCCCCCAUCCUGCAUCUGGCACAUGGUUCUGCAGGGUGUCUGUCAUGGUUGACCGUGUCCCCAGAGCUGCCUCUGUCCCUUGGGUACAGGAUCCCUCCCUCUGGCUCAGGAAUAGGGGCUUUGUGUGGUUCUGGAGCAGCCUGAGCCCUCCUUCCAUGAUUUGGUGUCGCUGUCACACCUCCCUGCUGCAACCUGAGCUGGGAUAAGGAGCCACCUCCUUGGGUCAUACACGUCACCAGGACUGGUGGCUGCAUGGGGAACAUCCAGACACCCAAAACUGGUGGAGCUCUGAGGCCAAUGGUGAGAGGUCAGUGCCUGUCUGCCUCAAUUUCCCUCAGAGCUGGAGCAGGCUGUGAGAUAUGAGAAUGGGAAGCAGCUCCUGUCCCCUCUCCUGUGUCCUCUGGUCCCCAGCCAAAUCCAGGCAAGAAAAUCCUAUGGGACACAGUUCCCACCUCAUUUGCUAGCAGUUUUUGUAACUACAUAAACGUGGCAUUUAUAAACAGAGCCCUGGGAAUACAGUUCUGCCAUCCUGCCCCUCUUUGCCAGCACGUGGGGCCCAUCCCUGACCCACCUGCUGGUCCUGUGGGGACACAGGCACCUGGGAGGGGACAGCUGGGGGACCCUGAAAGCCUCAGCUGCUUCUGAAGGGAAAAGUGGCUCUCCUCAGUCCCACUGCCAUCCUCCCCCAGCUCCAGCACAGCCCCUUCCCAGUGGGGCUCCAGACAGGGAGGUAAGGGAUGGGUGCUCCUGAUUCCCUGGUGCCACCAGGUCCCCAGGCAGGACCAGAGAUGGGCAGCACUGACUGAUGAGUCCUUUGUGAGGGAUUUGGGGGCGGGUGACACGAGAUGAGCUGUGGGAAGGUUCAGUCCAAGAAGGGAAGGGGGGCUUUGUAUGGGCAGGGCUUGGUUGGGACCACCUGGGCUCAUGUUUGGAUGGCUGUGACCAUGUCCCCACCGCUGUGACACCAUCCAUAGAGCUCAUCCCAUGUCCAAACCCCUCCAAGGGGCUGCUACUGCCCAGACUGGGGAUUUUUGACCCUUAAAACCCCUAGGGCCCCCUACUCUGAGCAGGAGCUCUCUGCAGAGACAGCCCAAGGAUGGAGAGACCCUGGUAUGUGGGUUUGGGGAGCUGUGGGACCCUGAUGUGUGAGUCUAGGGAACUCCCCUGUGUGUGGGUUUGGGGAGCUGUGGGACCCUGGCAUGUGGGUUUGGGUUUGGGGGACCCCAGACUGUGGGUCUAGGGGCUAUUGGUUGUCCUGCAAGACAAGCACAGGGAGCCCUCCAGGCAUGGGCAGCCUUUCUGGGCUCACACCAAGGGAAGGAGGCCAAAAGGCAGGAGUUUCACCACACACCCCCCAACCCACCUCAUCCCUGUGCUGGAGCAGAUCUUGGGGAGCACCACAAGAGCCUGAUGUGGCUCAUCCUUUCCACAGUGUGAAAAAUGAGUUUAUUCCCAGCUUAGAGACUGUUUGGCUGCUUUGGAGAGAGGAGAGCAGAACUUCUGUCUGUGCUGUGGUGACUCUUGGGGUUUUGUGCCCUGGGAUGUGUCACUGGGAGCAGCAGUGAGGUGCUCCACUCCAUGCACACGGCAUUGUUUGGCUCAGCCACCACACUGGGAAGGCCCCAAAACGGGACCAGUUACAAGAGAAAGAACUAAAAAUAGAGAUUCUCAUGGUGGAUGCAGGGAAGCAUCUGAA